This is a messenger RNA of Daphnia pulicaria, 1123 nucleotides long. RefSeq names its product probable serine hydrolase. The record is from RefSeq and is a predicted model, not a curated record. The transcript is spliced from 3 exons. Bases 32 to 1021 code for a protein of 329 amino acids. NCBI's taxonomy places the organism in Eukaryota, Metazoa, Arthropoda, Branchiopoda, Diplostraca, Daphniidae.
GUGUGUUUUUGUUGUCUGCUAGGUUCGUAAAAUGUUGGGCAGAUUUUGCAAAAUAACACAAGAAAUAGCAAUCCAGGCGAAAUACUACCGAUCUUCCUUUCUUCAAAAGAGAUGGAAUCACAUUAUCAAGGCCCAAGAUGCUCGCGAAAUUCAAGUGCCUCUGCCGCAUGGGAUAAUAGCUGGCAAAGAAUGGGGCAGUGUAGAAGGGUACCCAAUAUUGUGUCUUCAUGGAUUUGCAGAUAACUGUGAUUCAUUUGCACCGCUUGCUCCUUUACUCUCAGAAAAAUUUCGUUACAUAGCUGUGGAUGCAUUUGGACAUGGACUUACUACUCACGUCCCCCCAGGAUCACCCAUGAAUUAUUGGGAAAAAGUGAUUUAUAUCAAGAGAGUGGUUGACCAUUUCAAGCUAGAAAAAUGUUCCAUUAUCGGUCACAGCAUGGGAGGUUCAACAGGGUUCCUUAUCGCUUCUCUAUAUCCAGAUUUGGUUGAUCGCUUACUCACACUAGAUAUUAUCAAACCAGUCUCUGUGCCCUUAGCGUGGCAUACUCAGGACAUCACUGAAGCCAUAGAUCUGCAUCUCGAAAUGGAAAGGAAAUCUCAGGAUCCCAAGAAUCAAAAGAGUUUCACUCAGGAACAGUUGGUCAAUCGUUAUGUGGAAGCCAUGGGUGGGACAAUCUACCCAGAAGCUGUCCGUGUUCUGAUGAAGAGAGGUUCCAAAGCAUCUGGCAGUGGAUUUGUCUUCUCCCACGAUCCCAGAAUGAUGCUGCCUUCUAUUAUGCGUUUCGGGAUAGAGGAGCAACGUCAAAUAAUCAAAGGAAUUAGGUGCCAUUUAAAAAUUGUCAAAGCCAAGCAGGGUCCGCUGUACGAGCCAGUCAAAUACCUGGAAGAAUUCAAAGCCAUUUACCAACGACAAUGCGCCUCUUACGAAUAUGACGAAUCGGUCGACGGCACCCAUCACUUUCACAUGCAUCAUCCAGAACGAGUAGCACCCAUCAUCAACGAGUACUUUUCUCGAUUGUGAAAAAGAAGAAGAAAAAAACGCUUCACGGCGAUUCUUUUAUUCACGCCAAAAAAUUUCCAUGUAAAUGUAGACAAGAAAUAAAUAAAAUAAACUAUCGUUUGA